ACGAGUAGCCGGCGAAGGAGAGUCGCGAAUCGUGAGGGUGGCUUUCCGCGUCCCUAUCGAUCGACGCCUGUGCAGUGAGCAACCCCUCGGUGCCGAGCGUCGACCGUGUAAAGCCCAGGGAGACAAUCUCCUCUGGUUCGCGCGUCCUGCUGCGUUCUACGUCUCCUUCUACCUAGUUCGAGUUAGCAACAUCCUCUACUUCUUUCUCUACGUCUUUCGAUUUGGAUUAGUCCUUUUUCUCGUGUGUUCUCACGAUUUAUUUUUCUUUCUUUCUAUCUUCCUCCCCUCUCUUUCUUUGUACUUACCUCUUGGCGAGGAAAAAAAAAAAAAACUAGAAAGUAGAAUUUUCUCAUACUUCGAUCUCCUUUCCAAAGGAAAGUAAAAGAAGAAGAAGAAGAAAAUUGCCCAGUGAAAUGUAUAUCCGAGGUGAAUAUUCGUGCGUGUAUAUGUAUACAGUGUAUUUGAAUGGUGGUUAGAGUGUGUCUUUCACAAUAUAUUUCGUUUUCUUCGCUCGUAGAGAAAAAAAAAUAUAGAAGAAACUGAUGACAAUAGAAACGAAUGCAAAAAAUCGAAAGUACCUUUCUCAAAGGAAAAAAUAAAGAAGUAAACGUUUCGUUGCUUCGAUUAGAUUCGGUGAGGAUACACGCGAUAAAUUAACACGGCGAAGAUAAGUGGAACGAUCGAGACGUGAGUGGAGGAGCAAGGUCACGGAUAAACGAGGAGCUCGCAAAGUGUGUUACUCGAGUGGGAAAGAGCUUGUUUUCUUCGCGUCGAUGGACGUUAGCGAGGUUCUUUAUUACGAAGACUGUUCACCGUCGGUGUCGCGUUAUUAAAAUAGACGACGUAAUCGAGUGAAUCUUAAAAGGACAGUUCAUUCGGCUCGACUUGGCCCAGAAACGAUGGUCAUCGUGGCAAAAGCGUUCAACUUGAUAAGACCCUGCAUGAUUCACGAGCGAAAUUCGAACGGUUGAGGGGGAAAGGAUAAGAGAAAGGAAGGUGAAAUAGGAGGGUGGAAUAAAGAAAAAGUAAAGAAAAAAGAGGAAAAGAAAAAGGAAAAUAAAGGAUGUCGGAAAGCGAGACGAAACCAGCCUCACCGGUGCCAAACGUUUGCACGCAAGGUUGCAACAGUCUUAUCACCGUACAAUGUCCAACGCUUCAAGUGACAUCGCGCAUGUUGCGUUCGCCAAGUCACGAAAGUGUCACCACCGAUAUUUCCCUCUUCAGUGUAUCCUCGAUAGCGAGCGAAUUACGAGGUGCCAACAGGUUGGUCACCUUCAAGUCGUACAGCGAUGUGCAGCUAGCUGGACGGGGACCCUCGCCGAAACCCGAUCGGCAAAUUCAGGGUAACAGGCCAGCCGAUAUUCCGGAAAUUCUCUGGUUCGAGGAAGAGAACGAUCUGAUCCGUAGUUGCGGUGUUCUCUCCUCGGCACUGGGUCUUCGUAAAAGCUUCAGUACGAGCGAUGUCUCGCAAUUACCAAGCCCAGACGCAUCUGUACCAGCUGGACUUCGUUCGGCCGUCUCAGCUUUGGCGCUCGAUACCCAAAGAAACAAUCUACUUUUGGAACACGCGAGGCUCGAUCAUGCCUCGAGAUCCUGUAGCACGUGGGUCGCUGUUGGUGAACCCGUAGCGAGUACCUCUCAACUUCCGAGUCCUCACGGUGGUGCAGCGCAAGAACAGCCGCAACAAUCAUCGAGCUCUCACUCGUCUGCACCUCAGCCACCACCAGCUCCACCACCACCACCGAUACCCUUUACCGGUGCCGAUCUCAUUAGGUCUGUCAAUAAGAAGGUUCGACAGAAUUAUAUACGCCGAAGGUUGCUGACGACUUAUCGAGCUCUCGAGCGACUAUCUCAAAGUGAAUUCAACUUGGAUCAAUUGGAGGCAGCGGCAAGUGCGGCACAAAAUACACCAGGUACGACAUUGCUCGUACCAGGUACUACUUCAGGACUUUCUGGUACAUCGAUAAUCGGUCGAAAGGAACGGAAUCACGCCUUGACCGUCAGAGACGUCGAAAGGGAACGUGGUAAUCAAUUAUCCAAGUACGAGAGGAACAUGAUGAUCUUCAACUGGCUUCACACCCUCGAUGAUACAGCGAUCGUCGACAGUGUCGAAUAAUCCUAAACGAUUGAUGAUAAUCGGCUUAUCAAAAGCACCUAUGGCGCUUACCGAUCACGGACUAAUCGGCAUUGACGGAUUAUUUCUAUCUUCUUCUUCUUCUCUUUUUGUUUCUUUUUAAUAUUCGUUGUUCCGUUUCUUCUUUCUUUAACUUUUAAAUCUCGAUUUAAGGUACACACACACACACACACACACACACACACACACACACAUAUACAUAAAUAAAAUCGAGAUGUAAUUUCGUAAAAGAUCUUUUCGGAAGAUCUUUCCAUAAAGGAAUAAAAGUUGUUACAGUGCAAAGAUAUGGAAAAACAAAAAAAAAGAAAAAAGAAAGAAACUGAUUGAGAGACGUCCGUCCCCUCUCGUCCAAAGAUAUAUCACAUUAAAUAGAUAAAAGACAAAAUAAAACAAAAAAAAAAAAACAAAAAAAAAAAACAAAAAAUAAAAAAAAAAGACAAAAAAAGGAAAUAAUUCCGGCGAACAUAUCCGAACAAUCGGUCGAUCGGAACAAUGUGUACGAAGAUAACGAUUCUCACUGAUUCACCAAGUGCACGCACCUAGAGCCAUAGAAUGUUGAGACUAAAAAUGCGACAUCACGAUCUAUCUCAUUUUUAUUAUACUUAUACUUAUCGUCGAUGCAACGACAGAGUAUGUGAUAUAUUUUCCAUUUUUCUUAUUCGAUGACAAAUUUUCUCUGUUUUUUCCGUCAUUGACAAGAUGAAAUUGAAAAAUGAAAAGGAAAAAAAAAGACAAAAGAUACAUAAUGCAACAUUGAUUAUUGUCGUUGCAUCAGUGAUAUAGUAUAGCGAAUCUAGUAUAGCGAAACUCUUAUCUUUUUCUUCCUUUUUUCAGUGUUAUACUUUAUCCAAAAAAAUGAACAGAACCGUUGAUAGCGUCGUUGCUCGAUUGCUACUAAUUAUAUUACAAAAAUCAACUAUAUAAGGAAGAAGUUUUAUUAUUUUCUUUCUUAGAAGCGGAGAUUUCGAUUAAUCGCGUCUCGCCAGGUGUUCAGGAUAAGUAUUAAUUAAGUUACAAGAAAUCGUAACGCUAAAAUUGAAGAGAGAUCGCAACGAGCUUUUAAGAACUUUCUUAACGAGCCCUCGAUACGUUUACUUUGACAUAUCCAAAAGAUUUGUCGUUUUACUAACAACAAAUUUAUACAUUUUCUACAGUAAAAAAGGAGAAAAAAAAGAAGAAAAAAAAAAAAAAAAAAAAAAAAAAAAAAAAAGAAAAAACAAGACGAACACAUUUUUGUAUUCAGUUUGAUACAACAAGAUAUUUUUCUAUCUAUUAUGCAAAUCAAUAUAUUGACAGGUACUUUAACAGAAAACACGAAAAGCUCCCUGCGAUCUGCCUUCGGUUUAAUAAUACGUGUUCCUAUCAAAGCCUUAACAGUCAAACAUAAAUAGUGAAACCAAAAUAAAAAGAAAAUAAAAAAAUAAAAAGAAGGAGAAAGAAAAAAUAAAUCCCUCCUCCCCCCCCCCCACCAACAAAAAAACUGUAACCUUUGGAAUUUACUUUUAUACUAAUUCUCUCACCGUUAAAAACCGACCGAUUAAUAGACUUCGCUUAUAAUACGCAAAUAAUUAUCAGUAUUAUGCGUCUCAUAACACACAAUAAACACCUACACGUUCUACUGAGAAGAUUUAUACACAUAAUACACACACACACACACGCACACAUAUAUGAUAUGUAUAUGUGCGUAUACCUAUACAUUCCUGGGGCUGUAAACGAUGAAUGCGUGAUUGGAAUAACGUACGCUUUCCUUCUUAUAUUAUAUAUUUAACGUUUCUUCCAAAUGUUACAUUUGUGAGUCUCGCAGUACAUCCUUUACCCGGUGAUUUCACAUCGGAUGGUAUGGAAUCCUAAUAAAAUCGCAGAAUCUAUUAUA
Molecule: messenger RNA, 4007 nt
Organism: Vespa velutina
Lineage: Eukaryota; Metazoa; Arthropoda; Insecta; Hymenoptera; Vespidae
Exons: 4
Coding region: 1064-2116 (350 amino acids)
Source: RefSeq, a predicted model, not a curated record